Molecule: messenger RNA, 924 nt
Organism: Lindgomyces ingoldianus
Lineage: Eukaryota; Fungi; Ascomycota; Dothideomycetes; Pleosporales; Lindgomycetaceae
Exons: 11
Coding region: 1-924 (307 amino acids)
Source: RefSeq, a predicted model, not a curated record
AUGGACAAGAAUAUACAAUUAGAAGGCUGUAGAUGUAGUUAUUUACACGCCCUCUUUCGCUGGGCACCAUCUGCCCUAUAUACGCCGAAAGCAGCCAGCCAGCUCCUCGGCUUCGCGCUUCUCAAAUGGCUUUGGAACACCCUAUGGGUGAAUAGGUGCCAUGGAUGGUGUUUGAAGUUUCACGGAACAUUCGCAGCCCAAAGCAAGGCCGCGGCAAACAUGGAAACCCCAUCUCAUUUCAUAAUCGAAUCCCCGAUCCGGACAUGCUUUGCAACUUGCGUUUCUGAAACAUCGCGGAAACACCACACCAUCUCAACCUACCUAGUCUCGUACCCAAAGUUUACAAAUCUGGCGGCUACAUCUCCUUUCAUGCCAGCGGGAGUGGCUGUGGAGGAGGGCCAGGGUCAGACGAUUCGGGUGGCAGAGUUUUGGUAUGAGGUGGACGGGUUUAUGCCGAGUGCACGCUGGGUUCGCCACGAAGCUUGUUUUGCUUCACGGGAGGCUUGUUUUGAGGAAAUGUAUAUUCUGGGGAUCUCAUGUAUUACGGUAGAUAGAUGGCGGAGGUUCGCUUUCAACAGGGAGGACGGGGACUUGAGCGAAGCGCUGGAGCAAUCGGAUAAUAGAUGCCUAACACGAGAUAUGGGCGUCCAUGGGGCCGACUUGUUCGCGAAGCCUCCACACAGAGCAUCUAUAAUCAGCAUGGAGAAAGUUAGUGCAGGUAUUCAGAGUGAAAUGCUCGUACGUUUUCGCGAGAAGUGCCUUCCAAGGCCAUCAGUGACCGUACUUUGUGUGAUAUGGAGAUUUAUGGCCUCUCUUCAAGCAAUUGAGUCUGAGCAGGCAGCCUCCUCCGUCCACGAGCCUAAGAAUUCUAUCACAACGCAACUACUCAACAACCAAUGUCCAUCCAACGGCAUCAAUUCGUAA